CAGCAUUCAUUAGUGACAGGUCAAAGCCAAUUACAUCGAGACACGAAACCAAUAGUUCCACGUGCUUCGCCUCCCUUACUCGGUAAAAAACGAAAUUGGGUGCAGGGAUGACAUAAACUGAUAAACCCCGUAAUUAAUUAGCCCUCCUCGCGUUUACCUCAGCAUGCUAAAUUAAUUUUGAGGAUCAUCAAUUGCAAUAAAAGGUAAAUAAAAGAAAGUUACCGAAAUUGAUCACGAAUCAAUAGCUUACUAAAUGAAGCUGGUAAAAAUGAGAUUAAACAUUCUCACCGGCGUUAUAAGUAGCGUGCAUUGCAUUCCUCACCCACCCGAAACGGUCUAUCAUCUAAUAAUAAUAUCCUUUCACCCUAUCUUUCUUCUACAGUUUGCUCAGACAAAAAACAUCACCAGCUGAACAUGGCGAAGAAAAGGGUUCUCUGCGCCAUUCUGGCGAUUUUAUCGGCCCUUCUGGCCGUUUCCGCCGCGGAGGGGGACGAAAAGGAGUACGUUUUGACUCUGGAUCGCUCAAACUUCUCCGAGACCAUCUCCAAGCACAACUUUAUCGUCGUCGAAUUCUAUGCACCUUGGUGCGGGCAUUGCCAGAGACUUGCCCCAGAGUAUGAGAAAGCUGCAUCUUUGUUGAGUAGUCAUGACCCUCCUGUGACUCUUGCAAAAGUUGAUGCCAAUGAGGAAUCAAACAAAGAACUGGCAAGCCAGUAUCAGGUCAAGGGUUUCCCAACGAUUAAGAUCUUACGUGAUGGAGGAAACCUUGUUGAAGACUAUAAAGGUCCUCGAGAAGCUGAUGGUAUAGUUAAAUACUUGAAAAAGCAAGUGGGUCCUGCAUCAGCUGAAAUCAAGUCGAAGGAAGAUGCAGCAAGUUUAAUUGAUGAGAAAAAAGUUUUUGUUGCUGGCGUGUUUCAAGAGUUUUCGGGAGAUGAAUUUGAAAAGUUCAUCACUUUAGCUGAAAGUUUAAGGUCUGAUUAUGAAUUCGGUCACACACUUGAUGCCAAACUUCUUCCUCGCGGUGAAGCAGUUGAGAAGCCCACUCUUCGUGUACUCAAACCAUUUGAUGAGCUGUUUACUGAUUUUCAGGACUUCCAAGUGGAUGCGAUGAAGAAGUUCAUUGCUGAAGCUAGUACUCCUACUGUUACUAUUUUUGAUGACAACAGAGAAAAUCAUCCAUAUGUUAACAAGUUUUUCGAUAGUCCUAAUGACAAGGCAAUGCUCUUUGUUAACUUCAGUAGUGAGAUCCAUGCUUUCAAACCCAAAUACAAUGAUGUGGCGGUCCUUUAUAAGAGAAAGGGAAUCAGCUUUCUGUUGGGAGAUCUUGCUUCCAGUAGUCGUGCACUUGAGUACUUUGGAGUCAAAGCAGAUCAAGCACCUGUUCUCAUAGUACAGGACAAGGAUCAGCAAAAAUUUAUCAAACCAAAUGUCGAACCAGAUCAAAUUGCAACUUGGCUCAAGGACUACAAGGAGGGGAAGGUGGAUCCAUUUAUCAGAUCUGAGGCUAUCCCUGAAGUCAAUGAUGAACCAGUGAAAGUGGUUGUAACCAAUGCCCUGGAGAGCAUGGUUUUCAAUUCAGGGAAGAAUGUUCUGCUGGAAUUCUAUGCACCAUGGUGUGGUCACUGCAAGAAGCUAGCUCCAAUCUUGGAUGAAGUUGCUGUGUCAUUUGAGAGUCAACCUGAUGUCAUGAUAGCAAAACUGGAUGCAACUGCCAAUGAUGUCCCGGCCAAAAAGUUUGAGGUUCAAGGAUUCCCAACAUUGUACUUCAUAUCUGCAACUGGUAACAUAAUACCAUAUGACGGUGACAGAACAAAAGACGACAUAAUCGACUUUAUCAAUAAGAAUCGUUAUAAUAAGACUGCCGUGUCAGAAGAGUCCAUCAACUCUGAUGCAGUGAAGAAAGAAGAAUCCACCAAGGAUGAGCUGUAAGAUGGUGAGAUUCUAUGUCGACUUUAAAGUAAUGCUCAUCCAUCAGUACCCUUUUAGUCUGAAAUAUCCUACUUUAAGAGUUUAGGGUCAAGAGUUUUCUGCUUUCACAAGUGCAGGGAAGCUGAUGAGUAGCAGUGGCAGGUUCAAGUUUUGUCAACGGAGGAAUCUUGCGCUUUCCUUUUUCUUAUUACUAUUGGCUUUUCUUUUCUUAUUCCAAUGAAUAAAAUGUUUUCUGUUGUAUGGAUGUGAGAGGUGUUAUAGUUAGUUUGUAGCUGUUGGUACGUUCUUUAACCAGAAUUUAUGUGAGAAUUUUUGAACAAGAAUGAAUCGAUUUGCGGAUCUCAUGAGCUUAGAGGCAUCAGGCAUAUACUGAAAUCUCUGUUGUCACUUUAACUACAGUAGUCACCGUUAUUUAAAUACCAUAGUACAACUAGCCAGAUCAGAGGACACAGAUGCACUACUAUUCAUUGAUUAAUUAUAAUCUAUGUGCAAGGUUUUUCAACCUGUUUACUCCGUUACUAAUCUCACCUAUUAGCGUUAGCGUUAUUUAAAUAAACAAAU
Molecule: messenger RNA, 2490 nt
Organism: Cuscuta epithymum
Lineage: Eukaryota; Viridiplantae; Streptophyta; Magnoliopsida; Solanales; Convolvulaceae
Source: the annotation of a GenBank genome assembly